AUGGACAAAAAGAUCAAAACUGCCCAGCAUCAAAAACUAAUCGCGUUGGAGAACAUUAAAUCGCUGGAGCGGUUUACACAGGCGUUCAGCAGCGACGAUGCAAGCCAAAUUCCGGAGGCUUUGGAGGGGCUGGAGCAGUACAAGCAGGAGUUUUUCACCGCAGUGGCGAAACUGGAGGAAUGCGACGACAGCAGUGAGGCCAUACAAUCCUGUAUCAACGACAGGAUCGAUAUGGAAGAACGGUGCCGGCGGCUGAAAUCAUUUCUCAGAGAGAACCAACGGAAGGACGCCAACCCGCUAAACGAAUCCACUCUUUUGGCAAAUUCAACGCUUGCGUUUGGACGGCCAAACGCACCCAAUCUUCGGUUGCCAAAAAUCGAACUGCCGACGUUCGAUGGGGAUUCGACAAAGUGGUUGUCAUUCCGCGAUCGUUUUGUCGCUAUGAUCGACGCUUCACCCGACUUACCACACAUUGCAAAAUUACAAUAUUUGCUUUCUUCGUUGAAGGGCGACGCAGCGGUGCCCUUUGAACAUGUGGCUUUGACUACCGAGAACUACGCUGUGACGUGGGCGUCACUUCUUAAGCGUUACGACAAUACACGGAUGCUGAUUCGCGAUUAUUGGCGGAAGCUUCAUUUCCUUCCGGGAAUAGAAGCAGAAAGUGUCGACGGUUUGACAUCGUUGGUGGAUGAAUUCACGCGGCAUGUGAAUGGAUUGGUGAAACUACAAGAACCAGUCGAUUCGUGGGACACACCUCUGUCCAACAUGCUUCUAAUGAAGAUGGACAACGAAACCAUCUUAGCGUGGGAAAAACACUCCGUGCAGUUUAAAAGGGAUAAGUACAGUGAGCUGAUUGAAUUCCUGCAGGAUCGUGUUCAAAUAUUGAAAUCGAGUAAGAGCUUUGCAUGCGCAAAGAUUGCACCGACCAAGGUGGCCGGCGCACAUCGUCUUCCUGCAUCACGGAAGUCGAUCACGAGCGCAGCUGCAAUGCAGAAGAACGCAUCCAUCCCCACUUCACCACAACUACAGAGAUGUCCGUUGCAGUGUCCGGAACCUCAUCUACUACGCAAUUGUCCGGAAUUCAUCAACAAGGAGAAACAACAACGACGUGACAUUGUCAAAGCAAAGGGUCUAUGUUGGAACUGCCUCAGCAGCUCACACCAAGUGAAAUCUUGUAGAUCAGACUACUCGUGCCGAUCAUGCCGUGAACGUCAUCAUAGCCUACUUCAUCACGCUUCUCAUUCAUCCGUAACUGUUCAACCGAAAGUUACUCUGGCGGCUCAAUCCGACGAUGAAAUGGUGUUUCUCGAGACGGCAAUGGUUUACAUCGUAGACGAUUAUGGAAUUAAGCACGAGGCUAGAGCGCUUCUUGAUUCGGGAUCGAUGUUAAACUUUAUAUCGGAAUCAUUGGCUCAGAAACUCCUCACCCCUCGUACGAAGGUGAAUGUGUGCGUUACUGGCAUCGGGUCAGCAAGGCAGCAGGUGAAAGGUUCAAUCACCGCUAGUGUUCGAUCUAAGGACCUACACUUCACCACACCGAUGGAGUUUUUCAUCCUUGACACACCAAUCGCAGCCAUUCCUACCAAACCGGUAGACGUUUCUUCAUGGGAUAUGCCGAACGUGACCCUCGCUGAUCCCACUUAUCACGUUCCUGGUAAGGUGGAUCUCAUCAUCGGCAGUGAUCCAUUCUGGGAGGUUCAUACUGGACGUAAGCGAUCAUUAGGCGCAGGCAAGCCGUGGCUAGUGGAGACCCGAUUUGGAUGGGCUGUUUCCGGAAAUACAGUGCAGUCAUCACCAGCUCCACGUGUAUGUCAUGUUGCAACGAGCGAAAGUCCUUUGGAGGCAAUCAUGACACGUUUCUGGGAGAGCGAAACCAUCUCCGAUGAACCCGCUCUAUCUGUGGAAGAAGACAUCUGUGAGAAUCAUUUCAUCGCUAAUACAACUCGGGAUGGUUCAGGAAGGUAUGUCGUUAGCUUGCCACACAAGUCUAAUCCGAAUAUCAUUUUAGGAGCCUCAAGGCAGAUAGCAGAUCGUCGUUUGCUAGCGGUGGAACGGCGACUGAAGGCUAAUCCUAUGAACAUUUAUGAGUAUGAACAUUUGGGACACAUGAUAAGGCUCGAGGAGCCAAUUGAUGAAUCAUGUCCACAUUACUACCUACCGCACCAUGCUGUUGUAAAAGAAUCCAGCACAUCGACAAAGGUUCGUGUAGUAUUCGAUGCUUCGUGUAAGACGACGUCAGGUUAUUCCUUAAACGAUUCCCUGCUGGUUGGACCUGUCGUUCAGCAAGAUCUGUACACUAUUAUGCUUCGAUUUCGGUCACAUGCUAUUGCGCUCACAGCUGACGUUGAAAAGAUGUACCGUCAAAUCCGACAUCACCCUGCAGAUAAAAACUUUCUUCGGAUUCGGUACAGAAAGGAUCCGUCAGAACCAAUAGCAACCUACGAGUUACAAACCGUAACGUAUGGUACCGCAUCUGCGCCAUUCUUAGCCACACGGACAUUGAAGCAAACUGCAUACGAUCAUCAGGAACAGUAUCCUCGAGCAGUCGUUCCGGUGCUUCGAGAUUUCUACGUUGAUGAUCUGUUGACGGGGACAGAUGAGAUAUCAGACGCGAUCGAGAUGCAGAAACAAAUCUCAUCCAUGUUGCAGUCAGCUGGGUUCGCGCUGAAAAAGUGGGCAUCGAACAAUCCUAAGGCGCUUCACGGGAUCCCUCAGGAGGAUUUGGCAUUGCAAACAUGCCAUGAAUGGAACAAAUCGCAAUUUGUGUCCACUUUGGGAUUGAUCUGGGAGCCAGCAGCAGACGUAAUUCGGUUUCGCAUCGAACUACCUCCUUCCGCAUCAAUGUUGACAAAGCGCUUGGUUUAAUCGUAUAUCGCUAAAAUAUUCGACAUCCUCGGAGUACUCGGCCCAACGAUAGUUAUUGCCAAACUAUUUAUGCAGCAGUUAUGGUCGCUUAAGGAAAAUGGUGUUGCACUGGGUUGGGACAGUGAGCUACCAUUGCAUCUUCAACAAGAGUGGAACAGGUUUCACUUAUCGCUACAUUCUCUUCGUGAGUUGCACAUUCCACGGUUCGUAUCGCUUCAAAAUGCAACUACCACCCAAUUACAUGUCUUCGCGGAUGCCUCUCAAGCAGCAUACGGAGCAUGUUGCUAUUUCCGAGCAGAAAAUCAUCACGGGAUUUCUGUGAACCUGUUGACCACAAAGUCAAAGGUUGUUUCGCUAACUAACACUCACUCGAUCGCCAGACUCGAGCUCUGCGCUGCACGGUUGGCCAUACAAU
Messenger RNA from Anopheles funestus (African malaria mosquito), 3280 nucleotides. RefSeq lists its product as uncharacterized. The record is from RefSeq and is a predicted model, not a curated record. NCBI's taxonomy places the organism in Eukaryota, Metazoa, Arthropoda, Insecta, Diptera, Culicidae. The transcript has a single exon. Bases 1 to 2865 code for a protein of 954 amino acids.